UUGCAGGAAUGUGGAGCAGACUGUGCUAAGUUCCAGAAGAGCGAAUUGGAGCACAAAUUCAACAAGAAGGCUUUAGAAAGGCCCUAUACCUCUGAGCACUCCUGGGGAAAGACCUACGGGGAGCACAAGCGCCACUUGGAGUUUAGUCAUGACCAGUAUAGAGAGCUAAAGAAGUACGCAGAGGAUAUUGGCAUUUUCUUCACAGCUUCUGGCAUGGAUGAGAUGGCUGUGGAAUUUCUACAUGAACUGGAUGUUCCGUUUUUCAAAGUAGGAUCAGGAGAUACAAACAAUUUUCCAUAUUUGGAAAAGACUGCAAAGAAAGGUCGUCCGAUGGUGAUUUCCAGCGGGAUGCAGUCGAUGAACACAAUGCGUCAGGUCUACCAGAUUGUGAAGCCCAUCAAUCCAAACUUCUGCUUCCUGCAGUGCACCAGUGCAUACCCACUUCAGCCAGAGGAUGUCAAUCUCCGCGUUAUCUCGGCAUAUCAGUCAGCUUUUCCUGAUAUCCCCAUCGGCUAUUCGGGGCACGAAACUGGCAUAGCCAUUUCAGUGGCAGCUGUUGCUAUGGGUGCUAAAGUAGUGGAGCGCCAUGUGACUCUGGACAAAACGUGGAAAGGAAGUGACCACCAAGCAUCCCUGGAGCCAGAUGAACUGGUGGAGUUAGUGAAAGCCAUCCGUACGGUGGAAAAAGCUAUGGGUUCUCCAGUCAAACAGCUCUUGCCCUGUGAAAUGGCUUGCAAUGAAAAGCUGGGAAAGUCUGUUGUGGCAAAAGUGACGAUUCCUGAAGGGACAGUACUGACACUUGACAUGCUGACAGUGAAGGUGGGAGAGCCUAAGGGAUUUCCCCCAGAAGCCGUCUUUGAGCUGGUGGGCCAGAAGGUUAAAAGAACUAUUGAAGAAGAUGAAACCAUCACUGAGCAAGCAGUGGAAAAUUACGUAAAAAAAGGGAAGUGCUAAACCAAAGCAUUCAGUUCCAUAGAUCAUGAUACAGCACUACUCACAACAUAAAUUUAAGUAUAGCAGCACGGUAGAUUGUAAGAAAGACAAGUAAUUAUGAGGAUCCAAACGGGGCAGAAUUUUAAGGUUCUCAUUAGCAGAAAGUUUCUGAAGCAAGUGGUAUAAAUUAUGAAGAGCAGUUUUAUUA
Molecule: messenger RNA, 1141 nt
Organism: Merops nubicus (carmine bee-eater)
Lineage: Eukaryota; Metazoa; Chordata; Aves; Coraciiformes; Meropidae
Gene: NANS
Product: N-acetylneuraminic acid synthase
Exons: 5
Biological process (GO): carbohydrate biosynthetic process
Molecular function (GO): N-acylneuraminate-9-phosphate synthase activity
Source: RefSeq, a predicted model, not a curated record